UGAUUAGCUUGCUUGGGGACAUUUUUGACAAACGUGCCCAUAGCGGCGUCAGCUGUGGACCUCCAGACUGCUCCGAGAGCCACACUUUUAGCCCUUCUUUACACCUUUUAGUCUGCUCGUCGUAUGACAACUGCUCGGCGGGACAAGGAGCACAAGUAGCGGGGGGAAAUAAGGCAGUAUCAGGUGUCAGCCGCUGUGUGUGUGCGUGUGUUCAAUUUUCCUGGCGCGUGACCCCAACACAUCCCAGGAACCAUGAGCGAGCUGGAACAGUUGCUGCAGGAGGCCGAGCAGCUGCGCGGUCACAUACAGAAUGCCAGGAAGGCGUGCUGUGACUCCACUUUGUCACAGAUCACAGCUGGUCUGGGCCCGGUGAACAAGAUACAGAUGCGUACACGGCGCACUCUGAGGGGCCACCUGGCCAAGAUCUAUGCAAUGCACUGGGGGAGUGACUCCAGGCUCCUGGUCAGCGCCUCGCAGGAUGGAAAGCUGAUCAUCUGGGACAGCCACACCAACAACAAGAUCCAGGCCAUCCCGCUGCGCUCGUCGUGGGUGAUGACGUGUGCCUACGCCCCCUCUGGCAACUUUGUGGCGUGCGGAGGCCUGGACAACAUCUGCUCCAUCUACAGCCUGAGGACCCGCGAGGGCGGCGCGCGCAUCACCCGGGAGCUGGCCGGACACACAGGUUAUUUGUCCUGCUGCCGCUUCUUGAACGACAAUCAGAUCCUGAGCAGCUCUGGAGACACCACCUGUGCAUUGUGGGACAUUGAGACGGCCCAGCAGACGAUAUCAUUCAGUGGCCACACGGGGGACGUGAUGAGCUUGUCCCUCAGCCCGGACUACAAGACCUUUGUGUCCGGCGCCUGCGACAACUCCUCCAAGCUGUGGGACAUCCGUGACGGCAUGUGCAGGCAGUCUUUCAGCGGACACACCUCCGACAUCAACGCUGUCAGCUUCUUCCCCAACGGACAAGCCUUCGGCACGGGCUCUGACGACGCCACCUGCAGGCUGUUCGACCUUCGUGCCGACCAGGAGCUGAUGAAGUACGGCUACGACAACAUCGUCUGCGGCAUCACGUCCGUGUCCUUCUCCAAGAGCGGCCGUCUGCUGCUGGCGGGCUACGACGACUUCAACUGCAACGUGUGGGACACUCUGAGAGGAGAGCGUGCGGGCGUGCUGGCGGGACACGACAACAGAAUCAGCUGCUUGGGCGUGACGGACGACGGCAAGGCGGUGGCCACCGGCUCCUGGGACAGUUUCCUGCGCAUCUGGAACUGAACACUACAUUAUCUUUCUACACAGUGAGGGCGCCUUUACUUUGAAAGUCUUCAUCCUCUUCUACUAGGAUGUCAUUUUUACAUGUGUAUAUAAAUAUGUAUUAUAGUAUUGUGUGUAUUUCCAUCAUCACUGUACUGCAAACACACAAAGUGUCACAUCAUUUGAGUCCUGACUACCAAACAUCACUUUUUUUUUUUUACAUGGAGUUAUGCCGACAACUUCAUUCAAGAAAAACGUGUCAGCAAAAUUAACAAUUCAGUUUGUUACAUUUAGUGUUCAAUUCACUGUCAAACAAGUCAGUGUCAAAUAAAUCACUGUAUAAAAACAUCAGGGUAAAACAUUGUUGAAAGUGUUUUAAAUUCAGUGUAAAAUAAAAAAAAACUGUCUAAAAAUUCAGUGUAAAGAAAUUGUAAAACAAUUCAGUGUAAAGAAAAAUGUGUAAAAAAAAAAUGUAGUGUAAAAAAAUCAUUGCAUAAAAAUUCUGUCAAAAAAAUUGUUGCAGAAAAGUUUUGUGGGAAAAAAUGAGUUUGUAGGAAUUAAAUAUUUACAUUUUGUGUAAAAAAAAAUGUAGUAUAGAAAAUUGUGGGAAAAAAAUCAGUUUGUAGAAAUUAAAUGUUUAAAUUUCCGUGUAAAAAAAAAUGUAGUAGAGAAAAAUUUUGUGUAAAAAAUGUGUUGCAGAAAAAUUCAGUAUCUAAAGUAAACAAUCAGUGUAAUAAAAUGUUAGAACAGUGUUUUGAAUUCAGCGUAAAAUAAAUCACAGUUUAGAAAUUCAGUGUAAAGAAAAAUGUGUAAAAAAAAAUUUAGUGUAAAAAAAUCAUUGCAUAAAAAUUCUGUCAAAAAAAUUGUUGCAGAAAAAUUUUGUGGGGAAAAAUGAGUUUGUAGAAAUGAAAUGUUUAAAUUUUGUGUAAAAAAAAUGUAGUACAGAAAUUUGUGGGAAAUUUGUGGGAAAAAAAUCAGUUUGUAGAAAUUAAAUGUUUAAAUUUCCGUGUAAAAAAAAAAUGUAGUACAGAAAAUUUUAGUGUAAAAAAUGUGUUGCAGAAAAAUUCAGUAUCCAAAGUAAACAAUCAGUGUAAUAAAAUGUUAGAACAGUGUUUUGAAUUCAGCGUAAAAUAAAUCACUGUUUAGAAAUUCAGUGUAAAGAAAUUGUAAAACAAUUCAGUGUAAAGAAAAAUGUGUAAAAAAUGUUGCAAAAAAAUUCAGUGUAAAAAUCACUGCAUAAAAAUAUCAGUGUAAAGAAAAUUGUUGCAAAAAAAUUUUGUGGGAAAAAUCAGUUUGUUGAAGUAAGUGUUUACACAGAUUUUUUUUGCACUGAAUUUAAAGAAAUUCGGUGGAAAGAAAUAUUUAAGGCAGAAAAAUUCAGUGUAAAAAUCACUGCAUAAAAAUAUCAGUGUAAAGAAAAUUGUUGCAAAAAAAUUUUGUGGGAAAAAUCAGUUUGUUGAAGUAAGUGUUUACACAGAUUUUUUUUGCACUGAAUUUAAAGAAAUUCGGUGGAAAGAAAUAUUUAAGGCAGAAAAAUUCAGUGUAAAAAAAAACACUAUAAAAAAAUCAGUGUCAAAAAAAUGUUACCAAAAAAAUCAGUGAAAAAAAAUUGUUAGAGAUUCAGUAUGAAAGAAAAAAAGUGAAAUUAAAAAAAUUACCGCAAAAAAUGUCAGUGUCAAAUAAAAUUCAGUGCAAAAACAAAGACCCACUUCCAGUAAAUUAAGAUUGCACUGAAUAAUUUUUAGUGAAUUUUAACAAACUGAAUUUUUAAACACAUUUUGCUCACAAAUUUGAAUUCAGUGUAAUUGUCAGCUAAAUUUGAUGCAUAAAAACGGAGCUGGAUCCAUUAUGUGUGUCAAAGAAGUGUUGUUGGUAUCAAAGACUCAAAUGAAUGCUUUGCCAGUCCUAAUUAGUGCUUGAUUGGAAGGAGCGGCCUGUGAGGUCAUGUGACCAGGAAGAACAUGGAGGCCAUGAGAACUUGGAAAGGAAACAUCUUCCUCACAAGUUGAAAUGGAUCAAACAUCUCAGCAUCACUUUGUGUCCUCACUAAAUAUUACACAGCAAACUGGACACAUGGAACCAGAAAGCUGACAUUUGUUGUGUGUUUGCUAUAAAAAAUAAACUAUGAAAAAAAAAAAGAUCUGAAGUUGAUCUAAAAAAUGAACAUAAAAAAAACAAAAAAACAUACAAUUUGUAUGACUUAUAUGUAACACUUUUAAGAGUGGGACCCUUUUGGAUCCCCAAGAAUGUUAGUGGGAUUUUUUUUUUUUAAGGUCCAGUUUUCUUUGACAAAAAGGGCAUAAAACAAAAACAUAAAAAAAUAAUAAAUCUGAAGUUGAUUUAAAUGAUAAAAGUAAACAAAUGAAUGACUUAUAUUCUUGGAUGCCCAAAAAUCUUAGUGUGAUUUUAUUUAUUUUUUUCAAACUCAUUGCUCAAAAAUUAAUGAAUCAAAAUCAAUGUUAUGAAUUAUUGAGCUAAUUAAGGCUCCAAUGACUUCACAUCAAAUAUUACACUUUGACAUAUUUUUAGGCCCAAAAUAUUGCAUAUUUUUUGUAUUUGCCAUAAAAAAAAAAGUUUUCUUUGCCAAAAAGGGCAUAAACAAAAACAUUUUUAAAAAAAAUCUGAAGUUGAUUUAAAGAUUUAAAUGAUAAAAGUUUAAGAUUUUUGGGGAUCCAAGAAUAUAAGUCAUUCUUUUUUUUUUUUUUUACUUUUAUCAUUUAAAUCUUUAAAUCAACUACAGAUUUAUUAUUUUUUUAUGUUUUUGUUUUAUGCCCUUUUUGGCAAAGAAAACUUGACCGUAAAAAUGUUUUCAAAAAUCCCACUAACAUUCUUGGGGAUCCAAAAGGGUCCCACUCUUAAAAGUGUUACAUAUAAGUCAUACAAAUUGUAUGUUUUUUUGAUUUUUUUACGUUCAUUUUUUACAUCUUCAGUAUAGCAAACACAAAAUAUGCAACAUUUUAGCCCAAAAAUAUGCCAAAGUGCAAUUUUUAAUGUGACGUCAUUGGAGCCUUAAAUAUGUCAAUAAUUCAUAACAUUGAUAUUGAUUCAUUAUUAUGUUUUGAGCAAUGACAGUUUAAAAAUAAAAUAAAAUCACACCAAGAUUUUUGGGGAUCCAAGAAUAUAAGUCAAUUCUUUUUUUAAAUUUAAUUUCAUCAUUUAAAUUUUUAAAUCAACUACAGAUUUAUUAUUUUUUAUGUUUUUGUUUUAUGCCCUUUUUGGCAAAGAAAACUUGACCGUAAAAAAAUUUCAAAAAUCCCACUAACAUUCUUGGGGAUCCAAAAGGUCCCACUCUUAAAAGUGUUACAUAUAAGUCAUACAAAUUGUAUGUUUUUUUGGGUUUUUUUACGUUCAUUUUUUACAUCUUCAGAUCUAUUUUUUUCAUAGUUUGUUUUUUUAUAGCAAACACAAAAUAUGCAACAUUUUAGCCCAAAAAUAUGCCAAAGUGUAAUUUUUAAUGUGACGUCAUUGGAGCCUUAAAUAUGUCAAUAAUUCAUAACAUUGAUUUUGAUUCAUUAUUAUUUUUUGAGCAAUGACAGUUUAAAAAAUAAAAUAAAAUCACACUAAGAUUUUUGGGGAUCCAAGAAUAUAAGUCAUUCUUUUUUCUUUUUUUUUUACUUUUAUCAUUUAAAUCAACUUCAGAUUUAAAAAAAAAAUGUUUUUGUUUAUGCCCUUUUUGUCAAAGAAAACUUUUUUUAAUGGCAAAUACACAAAAUAUGCAAUAUUUUGGCCCAAAAAAUAUGU
Molecule: messenger RNA, 4995 nt
Organism: Entelurus aequoreus (snake pipefish)
Lineage: Eukaryota; Metazoa; Chordata; Actinopteri; Syngnathiformes; Syngnathidae
Product: guanine nucleotide-binding protein subunit beta-4-like
Exons: 10
Coding region: 253-1275 (340 amino acids)
Biological process (GO): G protein-coupled receptor signaling pathway
Cellular component (GO): heterotrimeric G-protein complex; cytoplasm
Molecular function (GO): signaling receptor complex adaptor activity; protein binding
Source: RefSeq, a predicted model, not a curated record